This is a messenger RNA of Anthonomus grandis grandis, 3983 nucleotides long. RefSeq lists its product as uncharacterized. Gene Ontology annotation, molecular function: structural constituent of chitin-based larval cuticle. Gene Ontology annotation, cellular component: chitin-based extracellular matrix. The transcript has 3 exons. The record is from RefSeq and is a predicted model, not a curated record. NCBI's taxonomy places the organism in Eukaryota, Metazoa, Arthropoda, Insecta, Coleoptera, Curculionidae. Bases 27 to 2099 code for a protein of 690 amino acids.
UACCCCGUUAAAUGUAACGAGAAAAUAUGGCGUAUUUGAAGAAGAUUCUAAUGAUUCUACUAUUUCUCUCAUGCCUAUCGACUACUUUCUCCGACUCACCUGAAUCCGAAACCUCCACCCCCACAAAAGUGAUUGAAGAAGAGGAAUUAAUUGAAUCAGAAUCGAAAGACGGUAAACUGGAAAUAAUUAAGCGAAUUAAAAAAGUGAACCCUGACGGCUCUUACACAAUCGGUUACGAGGCGGAUGAUGGCUCUUUUAAAAUCGAAAGUCGCGAUGUCUUGGGCAACAUCAAAGGAACCUACGGGUUUCUAGACGAGGAAGGUGCCAUUAAGCGCAUAUCUUACAGUUCCAGUAACGCAACUGAUAUCUUUAGUAAGCACGAGCCACCGACAACCCCUAGUUUGCCCACGUUUCAAUCGGUGGUCCAAAGAAUCCAAUCAAAGACUACUACAACCAAGAAACCUUCUUCAGUGACUACCACCUCUGGACCUAGCAGUACAACUUUCAGCGUAAUCCAAAGCAUAUCACGUCGCAGGACCAGCUCCACUACACCCAAACCAAACGAGAGCUUCAAAUCAAGCCCAAGGCCGGACUUAGUAGUUUAUACUUCGGCUACACCACGUGUUUUACUCCAAAGACCCUCUACUGCCGCUUCUGUCCGACUACGUAACGAGGACACUAAGUCCGAAGGUCAAAUCAUUCGACCGGAAGUGAAUGAGAAGUCAACGGAAGUCCCAGUGUUCAAAACGUUGCAUGCCAAGCACUAUGAAGACGAGAAACCGGUCACCGAAGAUGCAAGCGAAAUCAAACCGAACAUCCUCAGGAGGCAACUGCCACAAACACCAAAGCAGAAUGAGUUUAGUCCUCAAGAGCAUGUGUACAAUUUGAGGCAAUCCUUGGGGCACAACGAUGUUUCAGAUGUAUUUAAUAGUGGGCAUACUGUAACGUCACGACCUUUAUUUACCACUACUCGAGCAAACAGAAUCCCAGUAACAACAAUUCCAGUCGCGAACUAUCAAAGAAGUGAAACUCGAGAAGUCGACUCUGCAGCAUACAGCCAUCCUAGAGUUGCAAUAGAAACAACCAGUGUUGAGCCUGUUAGUACAUCUACGAAUCGUCCAGUAGUCCAGAUUCCUGCUAAUAGAGGUUCUACUCCCGAGCCUUUGGUGGCGAUCAGGCAUCCUUUCCAGCAAGGUGCCAUAUUAGUCCCUCUUAGCCAGUUGCAAAAUAAAAUCAUCCCUGUGGAUAAUAUGCAAGAAGUUUAUGAUGCUAGAGCGGAAAUAGAGAGGGCUAACAUCAGAAAAGUACCUCAACCAUUACCAGUUCAAGUGGACGAGCAUGGCUACGUAAGGCCUCGUCAAAUUCCUGUCCCAGUACCAGUGGCCCAAUCAAAACAACUUAAAGAAGAAGAGUUAAGCAGCAAUGACAUUGAAAGCGUCCAGCCUCCAGUGAGUACCAGGGAGUUUCAAAUGCUGUUGAACCAUCUGAUCCUUAGGCAAAAGAAACUGGAAAGGAUCAGUGAACUUGUUAACUCUCGGCAGUACCCAGAGAUGUAUCAACGUGAACCAGUAAAGUAUCAAAGAGUCGUCGAAGCACCCUCUAGGCAAUACGUCUAUCAAAGAAGUUUGGCUCAAGAGUAUGAGCCUCAAGGUGCAUAUUUUUCAAUGAAAGCAGCUGCAGCCACUAGUAAAAGUUACACUUAUAGCAGUCGGAACGAGGAUACAGCAAAGCGAUUUGGCUAUCAAAGGCGUUAUGUGGAAAACAAUAAAAGUGCACGGUUGAUACCUGUUAGAGAUGCUAACCGAGGCUAUUAUCAAGAUGAAUCUGAGCCAGAAGAGUAUCUUCCAGUAGAAGUUCGCGAGACCUUACUUCUUCGUAUGCUUCAGUUAGCAAUCAAUCCGGCUCUACCGGUAGAAGACGAGGAGGAGGAGGGAGCACAAGUUGCUACAGUAAAUACUCCAAAGUAUCGACGUCCACCGCCAGUGAGGAACGUUGAAAUCCUCGGAGAGGAACGUGAUGAUAGAGUUGAAUUGAGGAAAGGCGUCCCUGUGUCUAGAGCCAAGAGGUUUAAGGACGAAGACAUGGAUUAUAUGGAGUAGUUGUAACAAGUCCAGAGUAAGGGUUUAAAGGAAUAUUAGUGAUUGUGCUGUAUGGACUUUCGAGAAGUUUAGUGUAGAUUUCAUUCAUCCGGUCUUUAGGUCCUAAACAUUAUUUUCGUUGCAAAUUCAAUACAACGCGUUCGAGUGGUUGGGCUUCGAGAAAUCGAAUUUCAAUUAAAGGGAGUUGAUAGAAACAUCAGUUAAGUCAAGUUUAGUUUGAGCUAUUUAUCAUGUAAGUUGACUAUGCUGAAAAGCUUUUUUAGCUUUUUCUUGCGUAAAACAAUGCUUUCAACAUAGGCUCUAACCUCCCCAAUACCAGUAGAAUAAAUCACCUCGAAGAAUAAAUAGCAGCCUUAAAUGCCUGUAAUAAAAAAUUCAUUCAUCAUACAAAAACGGCUUGAACUGUCUAUAAGUUUACUAAUUUGGAAUAAAUUUGACAUAAAAAAAAUAUUUUCCAGAAAUCUGAUCUGAUCUGAGAACUAAGAAUUUACGGCACCAGUUGCCUGGAAGAAGGAAUUUAUUCUAAAUUCAUUUAAAAAAGUCUGGAAUAAUUAGAUAUAGUCACAGUUGCCUGGAAUAACGAGUUGAUUCAUUAAAAAUGACAGAAAUUAAUUUAGUUGUCAUAAGGAAUUAUUCCAAAAGCUUGAAAGAAUAAAGAAAUGGUUUUAACUGCCUGGAAGUAAUUAAUUAGUUCAAAAUCGAGAAUAUUUCUUGUGCUGAAGAAAAAGUCUAAUUUAUUCCAAAAAUUAAUUAAGAAAAUCAGAAAUGAAUUCAGUUGAGGUGAAUAAUAUAAAAUUACUUUAUAAACCUGAGAGAAUAAAGAAAUGGUUGAAAGUAAUUAAUGAGUUAAUUAGGAAGAAAACUUAAAUUAUUCCUAGUGCUUAAAAGAUUGAAUAACGCAGGUACAAUUAAUUAAUGAACUAAAUAGGAAAUAAUUAAUUAAGAAAAAAUAGACACUAGUUAUGUUAUCAUGAUAAAUGAAGUUAUUUUUUUAUUUCAAUGACCUCUGAAAUUAAAAUUGAUAAUUACUCUAAUUACCUGAAAGAAUAUAAAAAUAUUUUAACUGCUUCAAAGUAAUUAAUUAAUUAAAAUUGUUGCUACUGCUUAAAAGAAGUUUAACUAAUAAAUUAAUUAAGAAUUAAAAAAUUAAUGGAACAAAGUACUCGAGUAUACAGGAGAGUAUACACUUCUUUAGCUUUUUCUUGCGUUCUUUGCAAAACAGGCUCUAACCUCCCCACUACCAGUAGAAUAAAUCAUCUCGAAGAAUAAAUAACAGCCUUAAAUGCCUGGAAUGAAAAACUCAUUCAGUUUACUAAUUAGGAAUAAAUUUUAUAUAAAAAAAAUUAUUUUCCAGAAAUCUGAUCUGAUUUGAGAAUUAAGAAUUUACGGCACCAGUUGCCUGGAAGAAGGAAUUUAUUCAAAAUUCAUUUAACAAAGUCUGGAAUAACGAGUCGAUUAAUUAAAAAUGAAAGAAAUUAAUUUAGUUGUCAUAAGGAUUUUUUUUUAAUUAUUCCAAAAGCUUGAAAGAAUAAAUAACUGCCUGGAAGUAAUUAAUUAGUUCAAAAUUGAGAAUGUUUCUAGUGCUGGAAAAAAAAUGAUUUGAUUAAGAAUUAAUUAACUAAGAAAAAAAUUGAAAUUAAUUAAUUCACGAUGUGAGAAGAAAAAGUCUAAUUUAUUCCAAAAAUUAAUUAAGAAAAUCAGAAAUGAAUUCAGUUGAGGUAAAAAAUUUAAAAUUACUUUAUAAAUGUGAAAGAAUAAAGGAAUGAUUGUAAGUAAUUAAAUGAGUUAAUUAGGAAGAAAACCUAAAUUAUUCCUAGUGCUCGAAAGAUUGAAUAAUGAAGGCACAAUUAAUUAAUCAACUAAAUAGGAAAUAAUUAAUUAAGA